Carassius carassius (crucian carp) is the source of this 1310-nucleotide messenger RNA. Its product is annotated as aldo-keto reductase family 1 member B1-like. The record is from RefSeq and is a predicted model, not a curated record. Bases 102 to 1049 code for a protein of 315 amino acids. Gene Ontology annotation, molecular function: aldose reductase (NADPH) activity. Gene Ontology annotation, cellular component: cytosol. The transcript is spliced from 10 exons. NCBI's taxonomy places the organism in Eukaryota, Metazoa, Chordata, Actinopteri, Cypriniformes, Cyprinidae.
CCAUAAGAAAAGGCUGCUGCAGAGUGCGAAGGCUGUGGAAGUGUGCAGACUAACAAGUGGUUUAUUUUCUAUCUAAUAAGUGCUUUAUAUUAAAAGUCACCAUGUCCUUUGUAACUCUCAAUAAUGGAGCUAAAAUGCAAAUUGUAGGACUGGGAACAUGGAGGUCUGCUCCAGGUGAGGUUACAGAGGCCGUGAAGGCAGCCAUUCUGGCUGGCUACCGCCACAUCGACGGAGCCCAUGUCUAUGAAAAUGAGAAUGAAGUUGGGGAUGGAGUCGAUGCCAUGAUUAACCAAGGAGUGGUGAAGAGAGAGGACCUAUUCAUAGUCAGCAAGCUGUGGUGCACUUACCAUGAGAAACACUUGGUAAGAGGAGCCUGUGAAAAGACCCUAAGUGACCUAAAACUGGACUACGUUGAUCUCUACCUAAUGCACUUUCCCAUGGGAACUAAGCCUGGAAAGGAGUUUUUCCCAUUUGAUAAAGAUGGCCAAGUGAUUCCAGACAACAGCAACUUUCUAGAAACAUGGGAGGCAAUGGAAGAGUUAGUGGAUGCUGGGUUGGUCAAGGCCAUCGGUGUGUCCAACUUCAACCGGGAUCAGAUUGAGAGAAUCCUGAAUAAACCAGGACUCAAGUACAAACCUGCCAAUAAUCAGAUUGAGUGCCAUCCAUAUCUGACUCAGGAGAAGCUGAUUAGCUAUUGUCAGUCCAAUGGCAUUACAGUCACUGCAUACAGUCCUCUGGGUUCUCCUGACAGACCAUGGGCACAGGCAGGUGAGCCAUCACUGCUGGAGGACCCAAAGAUCAAAGCCAUCGCAGAUAAGCAUGGUAAAACCACAGCACAGGUUCUUAUCCGCUUCCACAUGCAGAGGAAUGUUGUGGUCAUUCCCAAAUCUGUAAACCCUAAGAGAAUCAAGGAGAAUUUUGAGGUCUUUGAUUUUGAGCUGAGUAAAGAAGAGAUGAACACCAUACUGAGUUUUAACAGAAACUGGAGAGCUUUUAUGCUGGAAUGGGCCUCCAAUCAUAAGGAUUAUCCAUUAAAUGCAGAAUACUAAAGCUUUAAUAAGUCCAGUUUCUAACUGCAGUGUGAAGUAAAUAUGACUUUCAUUCAAGAAUUUAUUCAAGUGUAAUAUAGCCAUUUUAGGGACUGAAUGUGGUUAAAUGUUUAAGUAAAGGUUAGGUGAGUUGUUAAAGACAUGAGAAAGACUUUCCACACAUUCAAAAACCUAAGCCAGAGAGCUGUUUGACAGAGCUUUAUUUGGAUUUUUAAAGCAUACAUCAAUACAAUAAACAUGAGCUGCUCUUGCGAACUGGAA